UUGAUCACACGUUUGACUUGAACUGCCCAAGCAUCUUGGAAGCCUUCUGUCUUAAACUAGUUGAAUAUUCUCCGCUCCAUAUACAAUUUCAUCCGUACUGUUAGUCUAUUACUAUUGCAGAGGAUCAUUAAGCUAACCCCUAAUUUAAUGGCUACUAACGCCCCCAAAUUCCAGAAACCCGAACUCUUACCCGCUCCGAACCCGCCCAAUUACCACCCAGAAACCACCGUAUCGCCGCCCUCGCACGACGGCCUUCACUUCUACCAGUUCAUGAUCGCCGGCUCGAUCGCCGGAAUGGUUGAGCACAUGUCCAUGUUCCCGAUUGACACAAUCAAGACCCAGAUGCAAACCCUAAAUUCGUGCCCAAUUAAGUCGGUUUCAAUUCGCCAUGCUCUUACUUCAAUUUUUAGAUCUCAGGGUCUUGGUGGAUUCUACCGUGGCAUUGCUGCAAUGGGUCUCGGUGCUGGCCCGGCUCAUGCGGUUUAUUUCUCUGUAUAUGAGAAUUGCAAGACUAGGUUUUUGGGGUCUGGGUAUAAUGAUUCUUUGGUACAUGCAUUGUCUGGUGUUUGUGCUACUGUUGCUAGUGAUGCCGUGUUUACGCCAAUGGAUGUUGUUAAACAGAGGUUGCAGAUGAGGAAUAGUCCGUAUUCGGGUGUGUUGGAUUGUGUUGGGAGAGUGUUUAGGGAAGAAGGGUUUAGGGGGUUUUAUGCUUCGUAUAGGACUACUGUUUUGAUGAAUGCACCGUUUACUGCUGUCCAUUUUGCUACUUAUGAGGCGGUGAAAAAAGGGUUAAUUGAGGUUAAAGAGGAGAGUGGUGAGGAUGAGAGUUUUGUUGUUCAUGCUACUGCGGGUGCUGCUGCUGGGGCGGUGGCUGCUGCAAUUACAACUCCCCUUGAUGUUGUUAAGACUCAGUUGCAGUGUCAGGGUGUCUGUGGAUGUGACAGAUUUAUAAGUGGGUCAAUAACAGAUGUUAUCAGAACUAUAGUAAAAAAGGAUGGAUAUCAUGGCUUAAUGAGAGGAUGGGUGCCGAGAAUGCUCUUCCAUGCUCCUGCUGCCGCAAUCUGCUGGUCUACCUACGAAGCUGGAAAAUCAUUUUUCCAAGAGUUCAAUAGUAGUAGGAGCAACAAGAACACGAGCUAAUCACCUGAGAGGCAUAUACUUUUGUUUGAUUGAUAAAUAGAACAACACCAAUAGAAGAUGGGUGAUGAAAAACUCUUAAGCCUUUCACAUGCCGCAGCAGCUCAGCAUUGCCAGAGAAUAGCUGGGAUUGGAGUCUUGGAGAUGAUAAGAGAGAGCUUUAGCUUAAAAUUUGUAUACCUUUUUAAAUUUUUAGUACAUAUCAGCCAAUUGGUUUAGUUUAUUUGUCCUCAUUUUUCUGUAAGGAAGUUCCAUUUUGCUAGCAUAA
Molecule: messenger RNA, 1405 nt
Organism: Daucus carota subsp. sativus
Lineage: Eukaryota; Viridiplantae; Streptophyta; Magnoliopsida; Apiales; Apiaceae
Exons: 2
Coding region: 148-1140 (330 amino acids)
Biological process (GO): iron import into the mitochondrion
Cellular component (GO): mitochondrial membrane
Molecular function (GO): ferrous iron transmembrane transporter activity
Source: RefSeq, a predicted model, not a curated record